Messenger RNA from Zasmidium cellare ATCC 36951, 1971 nucleotides. RefSeq lists its product as uncharacterized. The record is from RefSeq and is a predicted model, not a curated record. Gene Ontology annotation, biological process: regulation of DNA-templated transcription; DNA-templated transcription. Gene Ontology annotation, cellular component: nucleus. Bases 1 to 1971 code for a protein of 656 amino acids. NCBI's taxonomy places the organism in Eukaryota, Fungi, Ascomycota, Dothideomycetes, Mycosphaerellales, Mycosphaerellaceae. Gene Ontology annotation, molecular function: zinc ion binding; DNA-binding transcription factor activity, RNA polymerase II-specific; DNA binding. The transcript is spliced from 6 exons.
AUGGCCGACAAUGCUCAUCGUCCGCGUCCGCCGCCAAACCGCCGCAGAGACAAAGUCCAGCUUUCCUGCGAUCCAUGCAGACACCGAAAGCUAAAGUGUGACCGCCAGACACCUUGCGGAGCUUGCACAAAGCGUGGUGUAAUCAGCGCCUGCAAUUAUGCAGCAGCACCUUUUUCCACGGCUAGUGCUCCUCGACAUACCACGAACCUCCAUGGCAGGAUCUCAGAACUGGAAAGCCUUGUCGUGACCCUUAUGAAAGGCCAGUCGCUUCCAACUUCGCCCGCAACGAGAUCACCGAGACCAAACCCGUCAUUAGCGAAUGUACUCCCUGAGCUUGGAAGAUCAAAUGAACCCGAAGAUGACACUCCAUCUCCUGCAGACCCUGGCACUCUGAACUUGCGCGAGUCUGGGACCAGUUAUGUCCAGAGUGUGCAUUGGGAGUCUAUCCUUACGAAAAUACGAGGACUCAAGGAAGACUUGGUAACUGAUAGCAAACCUCCGCCGGGUUCGCACUUGUUCUACGGCCCGAAUCGUCAAGCGACUCGAGAUGAGAUACUUGCUGCUGUUCCUCCUCGUCCGGUUGUGGACCGCCUCCUGGCGCUUCACUUUGAUUCGUACAUUGUCACUCAAUAUCUCAUACAUGGCAAGAAAUUUCUCAAAGAAACCUUCACCGUAGACUCAAUCAACGGACGCGCCGACUCGCUCAGGGCGGAAUGCCUAACAAUGAAGGACGCCUUCCGGGAGAAAGCUGUCCAGUGUUUAGCACUGGCUAGAUAUACUACCGGGGGACCGUAUGUCCUGGAGACACUCAUUACAAUUCUUACUGGAGAGUUCGUGCUCUUGAAGGAGAGCGCUACCGAUGGUUGGGUUUUGAUCAGCAUGAUACUUCACAUUGCAAUGCGCAUGGGCUAUCACCGGGAUCCAGACCACUUCCCUGGAAUAUCACCAUUCGAGGGUGAGAUGCGUAGACGCAUCUGGACUGCAAUCCUUCAGCUAGACCUCGUUCUUUCUUUAGAGAUGGGUCUCCCUCGAAGUGCAACGAACACGCACAUUGAUACCAAACCGCCCCGAAAUCUGCUCGACAGCGAUUUCGACGAAGAGACGACCGACAUGCCUCCGCCGAGGCCAGAGACGGAAUGGACACCGAUACUUCCUCUGAUCGCGAGAGCUCGACUGAUAUCAGCUCUUGGCUUGAUUUGCGACGUCAACACAGAUAUCAGCCCUCCUUCUUACGACGAGAUCAUCAAGAUUGACGCACUCCUUGACGAUGUGCACAAGCGUGCUGUUCCGCCUUUGCUGCGUUGGGAGACUGUGCCACACCCAAUCACGGAUAGCCCAACUCUUGUGGUGCAGCGGGUCAGUGUAGAAACAACCUACUACAAGGCACGCAUCCUGCUGUAUCGGAGAGCCUUGAUCAGCUACCAGGGCCAACAGGCGAAAGAGCAAGAUAGGGAGUCGAUGCUUCACGAAGAGUCGCAACCACUAGGUCGUUUGUGUCAGCUGAGAUGGAAGAUCACCCACAUCUUCAAUCAAGAUGUUCUGCUAGCGACGAGUGUGCUUUGCCUCUAUCUCCAAGACGUCGACAAAUUUGAAGAGUCGCCUCCAAACACCCCAGAACAGACAGCGUGGACGUCAAGCAGAGCUGAAGAGAUCCGCCAGCGACUGACAACCUCGCACAAAAUUUGGCUUCAAAUGAGUGCUGCGUCUGCUGAAGCUGGGAAAGUCGCCAAGGCUCUGAGUAUCGUUCUUGGGAACACAGGAGCAUCUUCUGAAGACACUGGCGGGUCGACGGCUUCUUACGACUUCCUGGCGGAUUUUGAUGCCAUGCCUCUGAGUGACUUUGGCACGGUGUUCAGCAAUCAAUGUGAGGAUUGCUCACUCUGUUGUGCCCGAGGGCUCGCAGAUCUUCCAUCCGGCUUCUACUCUCCUCUGACGUUCUUCGACAACGUCUUGGAAACUCGAGGGACAUGA